Molecule: messenger RNA, 1612 nt
Organism: Rosa chinensis
Lineage: Eukaryota; Viridiplantae; Streptophyta; Magnoliopsida; Rosales; Rosaceae
Exons: 1
Coding region: 71-1267 (398 amino acids)
Source: RefSeq, a predicted model, not a curated record
CAGUCUCCAUACUAUAUUUUCCGACUCUCUGAGCUUCUCUGUCUGCUCUCUCAACAAACUCUUGAAAAUAAUGGAGCUCAAACCAACCUCCAACAAUGGCCAUAGCUCAACCCCUGAACCAAACCUCGACCUUCCAAACCCUAGCAAUGGCGAAACCCACAAAACCCACGACCCCCAUUUCUUCUAUGAAGACAUUGACAGCAACUGCUCCACCCCUUACGUCAGCGCUCCCUCCAGCCCCGGCCGCGGACCCAUCAGCGGUUUCUUCUACAGUGCACCGGCGAGCCCAAUGCACUUUGUCCUCUCUUCAAAUUCACUCAACUCACCCAACUCUUCUUCGUUUGACACGGCGGCGUCGGAGUUCGAGUUCUCAGCUCGGUUCGGGUCGAAUGGAUCUACUGCGACCGGGCCGAUGAGCUCGGCGGAUGAGCUGUUCUUGAAUGGAAAGAUCCGGCCCAUGAAGCUCUCCACCCACCUGGAAAAGCCCCAGGCGCCGUUGCAAUCUGUCAACGAGGAAGAUGGAGAUGAUCUAUUCGAGUUCGGGCCGCUGAGAGGCAGAGAUCUGAGGAUGAGGGACAAGUCUCUGCGGCGGAGAACGAGAUCCAUGUCUCCCAUGAGAAACCUGCCCUUUGAUUGCGAGAUUUACGGCGAAAAUGAAAUCAGUAAUAAUGACUGUUGCUUUGCGGAAGAUCUGAAGGAGGGUGAUUUGGGGAAGAAGAAGAAGCCGGAGAAUGGUGAGGAGGAGGAGGAGGAAGAAGUUGGGAGCUUGGAGACUACUCCGUCGGUUUCGGCUUCGUCUUCAAGAUCAUCCUCAGCUGGAAGAAACUCGAAAAGAUGGGUCUUUCUGAAAGAUUUUCUCCACAGGAGUAAAAGUGAAGGGAGGAGUAACAACAAAUUCUGGGCCACAAUCUCAUUCUCGAGUAGUGGUAAGGAGAAGAAACCCAUGAAGGGAGGGAGUCAAAAGGAGUCUUUAAAUUUGGGGACGGAGCCGGUGACCCAGAAAGCCAAGGGGGCAAGUGGGUCUGCUCCGGGGAAGAAGCCGGUGGCCGGGAAACCAGCCAACGGAGUCGGGAAGCGGCGGAUGGCUCCGUCGCUUCACGAGCUGCAUUACACUGCUAAUAGAGCUCAGGCGGAGGAAAUGAGGAAGAAGACUUACUUGCCCUACAGGCAAGGAUUGCUUGGAUGCUUGGGUUUUAGCUCAAAGGGGUAUGGAGCUGCCAUGAGUACUGGGUUUGCUAGAGCACUAAACCCAGUCUCUUCCAGGUAAAAAAAAAAAAACUAGUCGGUUUAAAGUUAAAAAGCCUAUGUUGUGGAAGGAAGUGUAUAGAUUUUUUUUUUUUAAUCUUCUUUUUGGUUUUUACUCUUUUGUUGAGGAUUGUUUAUGUGAUCCUCUUGGUGGGUAGCUCUUAAAGAUCUCUUUUUUUUGUCUAAAAGAGAAGAUCUGCAGUAGUAGUCUGUGGGGGUAUGAUGAAAUUGUGGGAUAAUUCUUUUAUUCCCAGCAACUAUGUGUAAGAUGAUGCUUAGCCCUAGCUCACUGUAAAUUAUUCUGUAGCACUGUCACUCUGGUUAUGAUGUUGGUAUCAAUUAAAUCUAUAUAUGAUGAUUAUAUAUA